This is a messenger RNA of Mesorhabditis belari, 750 nucleotides long. The record is from the annotation of a GenBank genome assembly. NCBI's taxonomy places the organism in Eukaryota, Metazoa, Nematoda, Chromadorea, Rhabditida, Rhabditidae.
AUGAAAUGCUUCUUCCAUCACUCACUCAUUCUCUUCACUCUACCCUCCACUGUCACGGCUUUCGAUUGGGGCGAUUUUCACAAGGUAGCAGUGAUCUUUUUCUCAUUCCUUGGCCCAAUGCUUAUUCUAUCAAUGAUCGCCGCAGCUGCAUACUUUGCUUGCAUUAAAUCGUGGUAUGAACGAUUUCGAGAUGAUGUACACGAGACACAUCGCUCCUACCAUCCAUGGCCACCAGGAUCUGCCAAAUGGCAAUUACAGCAAUUUAUAAACGCUGGCAAAGGUCUUCCCGCAAAGUUUUUUCGUCCAUCGCCUGGAGAACCACCGCCGGGCUUCAAACCGCCACUAAUUCCUGAUCAAGCUCCAUUGGCUGUUGUUGCCGGUGCUCAAUACGUUGGCCUUCUCGGCACAGCUCCUCAGCUGUCUGUUGCCUGUCUCCCGUCUCCACAAACCACUUACACCAUUGCUGUUGAUCCAAAAAACAAGGAACAAGUCCCUUACACUACUGUAAUCCGUCCAAAACAAGAGCAAGCUGUUCCCAUUGAGACGAUUUUCUCAGCCGCUCCUACUUCAAAACCGACAAUUGCUCCAACAGUGACUGUGAUUCCGCCCGAUCACCCAACAAUGAGCAAUCAAAUCCCGAUCUCGGUAAUCACCGACUAUCAAAAAGGAAAUGAAGAGAGAGAACCGAUCAUUCGAAGCCCAAUUGGAGGGAAUGUUCUGUAUUCGCAGGGACACGAUUGGACACAAGUU